AUGGCCAUGGCUAUGACGACGGCUACGGACGACUUUAAUGUCAAGCAGGAGAUUGCUAAGAUCCGCUUCACGGAUUUUGAGAAGGCAAAUAAUAUCCAUCACCUCAACAGAUCUGAUCCGUGUGGUCUCUCAAAUUCCUUUCGGACGUGUUACGACGCAAAAGGGAAUCUGCGACUACCUCGGAACCGCCCUUCAUCGCAACGGCCCCUCCAACGUUCACAAGGGUCUAGGGUUCUCCGCAAGAUGCCCGGGAACCACAAGGACAAUACACUCACAUGGCGUCGUCCCGAGUACCGCGCGAUUCUCAUCAAGGAACGCGUCAAGUUCGAUGACGGUGGCAAACUACUCGAGAUGAACCGGCUAUGGUUCAGCUUUCAACCCCCUAGGGCUGAAGCCGUGAGCGCCAAGUUGAAAGACCGCAGAACGGAGUACGCGUGGCUCGACACACCUAAGCCCGCACCCAUCCCCGGCGUCUUUCCCGAGUCCUCCAAGACCGCCGAAGCACGCGGGAACACUGAUCCCGGAUACCUCGCGCGGAAGGAGCGCUUCCGCGAGGUCCAGCAGCAAGCUCUCUUCAGGAUCGCCGGCCACAUGGGCCUAAUUGAUGACGACAUCGUCGAAACUGUUGCUAGCUCUCAUUCGAUCCGCCAGUACGAGAUGCAGCAUCCGGAGUGGUCCAUGUCCGGCGAUAUCGCCCACAACGCAAAAUGCGGUCCGCGCGCAAUUGAGCUGAAGAGGGACACGACCCCACCGAGAAGACAGCGCGAGGCCUUGAAGAGAAGAGCGUCCGCUGCUCCUCAGGGAGAGAAAGAUCCGAAGUCGGAGAAGAAAGCUGGUGAACUGGAUGACCAGGCCGUUUUCUUGACGGUCGUCUGUCGGCAAAAAGCGCCAACGAACUUUGAAGUGUCGGGUGGUCGCCACACCCGCAACCAACGCGGAUGCCGGCUCCGCGCAACGCUUCCCCACACCACCUCGCAAAUUCACCCAGUAAUCCCACCUGAUUACCCGCCGUCGAUCAUAAACAUUGGCCGACCUCGCCUCACUGUCAAGGAAGCCGUGGAGUACCUCCGCCGUACCUGCGAUUUAGACGACGGCCCCGCACCGAAGCUAGACGAUACCUACUGGCUCGAAAUUCUGCCUAAACCCCUGAAGAACCACCUGGAGCCACACAAGAUUAUCGUUUUCCUGGAUCUUCGUGGCCCCGUGCGCACCCAGUUCUUGUAUCUCCACGAGCAACACCAUAUAGAUUACGAGCGCGACUACCCGGAACAUACGAUGGACGUCUACCAGCGCCUGCCGACUGCACCUGGUCGUAUUCAGAUGAAUGCGGAUGGAGACGUACUCUGGCCGGAAACUACGGUUCGUACGCCACGCCCGCCGAGGAUUCCUCCAGACCAGCAGCCUAUCACGGAAAAGAAUAAAGAGAAUCUCAAUCCUCCGCGCCACCGGGAGUUGAUGCAUCGCUUUGCUGAAGAAUACAAUACGCCGACAAACAAUCUCCACUUGCCGGCGCAGAUCGUGCUGCCUGCUACCACUGCAGCGGCACUUGACGGAAUCAGGUUAACCGGACGAGGAGGACGCCCGCUUGGGGAGCUGUCCAUUGCGACCGAUAGCCCCACUCGCGUCGAGCUCCGCGGUGAUGCUCGCCGUCGGUGGAAUGACAGUGUUGAGUUUGACAGACAGCAACGCACCGAGAACAUCUUUCAAGAGCGUACUGAGAGGGAGAUAACUGACAGGAUUCUUCGCGAGGGCCGUGCCGCACCUCCGCGGACCCCGAGCGGCGAGAACACUCCUCCACGCACCAGGAACGUCGAGAACACUCCUCCACGUGGUCCUCACACUCCUGAGCUUCAAAUUCCGACUCCCGUUGCUGCGCAGUUACUUAUGGACAUUGAUCGCCGUGCGGCAGCGGAGAAUACGAUGGAAGCUCUGAAUCCGCUUGACACAGGUAGAUACCCUCGUGAUGAGCGUCGCGGACCACUCGUAUACCGCCGGCGCCCGCAGCCCACUUCCCCGACUACCGCCGAUGAUCAGACUCCACAGGUGCUGAUCUACCCAGCAGAAUACGAGGAUGGCUUGCUGGGCGAACGCGGAUGGCAGUUUCAGCGCGAAGUUGCUAUAGCUCGCGAGAUGACACGCCUAGUGGUUCAAGAUUCAGCUAUCGAACGCGGCGAACGUCUUCCGCCCUCACACCAGCUCGCCAACUUGGAGCUCCCGUUACUCCGCGGACUCCGGUCACUCCGGCUCGCCAGCUUGGAGGCCCCGCCGCGCCACGUACCUCCGGUCUCCCCACGUCGCCGCUCGAAGUUCAGGAAGCUCACACGGUUCAACCCCGUCCUGAUGUCGAGCCUCCGCACUUAG
This is a messenger RNA of Tricharina praecox, 2361 nucleotides long. RefSeq lists its product as uncharacterized. The transcript has 9 exons. The record is from RefSeq and is a predicted model, not a curated record. Lineage: Eukaryota; Fungi; Ascomycota; Pezizomycetes; Pezizales; Pyronemataceae. Bases 1 to 2361 code for a protein of 786 amino acids.